Molecule: messenger RNA, 2262 nt
Organism: Phycomyces blakesleeanus NRRL 1555(-)
Lineage: Eukaryota; Fungi; Mucoromycota; Mucoromycetes; Mucorales; Phycomycetaceae
Product: C2H2-type zinc finger transcription factor
Exons: 2
Coding region: 1-2262 (753 amino acids)
Source: RefSeq, a predicted model, not a curated record
AUGCAGCGUAUUAUUAAUUACCCAAAAAAUUCUAGGGUGGUAGUUUCUGCUCCCAAAGGACCAGGUCAACACAAUUUUGCCUUUGACGAUAUCGGAAAGACCUGCUCACUUUGUGGAAAAGAUUUCGAUCGCGUAUGGAAUCUACGACGCCACCUUACCAAAUAUCAUAAGUUAGCAACUCAUAUUGCUAACGAUAUUAGCCCUCAAUAUGCCGAUAGAAAUUUAGCGUCACAAAGUCAGACCACGAACACUGCCGAGCCGACCGCCCCUGAUCACAAUGACGAUUCCGUUAACGAAGACCUACACGUUGAAUCCGAUUUGGAGGAUGACGACAGCAGCGAUGUUGACGACAUAAACAGCGAUGGCGACGAUAAUGUUAGCGAGAUUGAACUCGAUGCCGGUGAAAGUAUUAUCGAGAUGGAUGAGGACACCAGCCCCUUUGAAAGUCCAAGUCCAGUUGAAUCUACUAACAUAAAGCUUGAAACUCUUCUCGGUGUUGACUCGACCCCUGUUGAUGUUGCCCUAUGCUACAGCGUCUCACCUGGGAAAGUCUUUCAUUUGAUUCCCAGGCACAAGUCCUUGCUGGAAGAGCCUCAUUUCUUAAAACGGCACGUACUAGACGAAACCGGAAAGCCGAUCGAUCCAAAGUUGUUUUACAAGGUGAGGAUAUCGCCCAUUAUACUUUUCACCGACGACACCUCCGGAAACCGAUCAAAGCAAUAUAACCCGUACGAAAGCUGGUCAAUGAAGUUUGCUGCUCUCUCCUACGAAGAGAGGUCUUCAAUUGAAAACAUCCACUUUCUCUCUGCUAUUCCCAAGAAAAAGGGGGCAAGUGGGAUGUCCUUGUUGCCUAAAAUCGUUGAAGAUUUCAAAAGGCUCGAAAACGGACUGGUGAUGUUCUCUGCCAAAGACAACGAAAACGUCUUAGUAGCAUCACCACUCCUUUGGAUCGAGGCAGACACUCCAUGCCAUUCUGAACUAUGUGGUUUGCGCGCGCCGACAAGUCUGUACCCAUGCCGCAAAUGUUAUGUCCGUUUACAAAGAUCCAUGCCCAACCUCCAAAGCUCUUCGUAUUAUACUGGUAGACACACAGCAAGAACAAAGGCACACUAUCUUGCUGCUGCGUCUACCUCGGGACGUGGAUCGACUAUUCCAGAUGCUCCUUUGACUGGAAAUGCUCUGACAGCAAGCGACCUAUGCUUCGCAAAUAGGGCAACAGAUGCAUUGUUGGAACUACAGUCAUUCGAUCCAUCGACAGAUACUCCAGUUGAAGUUCUGCAUAACAUACUUCUUGGAGUUGCUAAGUAUCUAGUCAAUGAUUUGGUAAAGGUUGUACUAAAGAAAAAUCCUAACCAAAUGGCUAGAUUGUCCAAAGCCCUCAACGAUUAUGAAAACUCUCAAGGAAUGUCAAGAAAGUUCACUCGAGAGUUACGACACUGUGGCUCAUUCCUUGGGAGGGAUUACAAAGUUCUUCUGCAAAUUCUACCCGCUAUCUUAGUUACAGAAUUUGCAAAUGAUAGUAUACUCUCUCUCAUAACUCCACCUUUUGUCCGUCUUGGCCGUCUUUGCUCCUUGGUGUUUGUUAGAGCAGUAAGGUAUGAUUAUAAUAUGUACAUCGACGAAGUUGAAAAGGCAGUUACAAGCCUUAUCCAAGAACUGCAUCAUUAUGUCAUUACCUGUGAAAUCGAAGGACAUAAUCCGUAUUCCUCGAAGCCCAAGGUUCACCUGCUCACACAUCUGCCCGACGAUCUACGAAGAUUUGGAACUGCUCUACACUACGAGACCGAAAAAGGUGAGCAGUUUAACAAACACAUCCGUGAACACCUAAUGCAUACCAAUAGGUUAAACACCUCAAGAGAUGUAUGUCUCAAGUUCGCCAAGCAAUCUGCAAUGAGACACAUCAUUGAUGGUGGUUCAUGGGUGAGCAAAGACAAAAUGAGAGAGAAGUAUGGUAAUUCCACGGCAGAAUUUCUUAAAGAAAACUUUAACGACAAUGUUAAGAAUAUCCUGUUUAGUGGAUCAAGAGACUUUGCUGAUAAUAACGACACUGAUGACAUUACAGCAAAAGCACUCUGUGACAAUACCUUUGCGGUGUUCAUGCUCAAGGAGAGUAGAGACCAACAUGCCCAUCCAUUUAUUGGAAAGGUUUCCUCUUUGAGAGUAGAACACUAUCGAGUUGAGAGUAGUCCCACGCUCAAGUUAACAACUACCUCCUCGCGCAAAAGGUUUCCAAUGAUGCAUCUACUCCACUCGAUCAGCUGA